This is a messenger RNA of Cladocopium goreaui, 666 nucleotides long. Lineage: Eukaryota; Dinophyceae; Suessiales; Symbiodiniaceae. The record is from the annotation of a GenBank genome assembly.
AUGGAGGCUGCUUCCGCGGAAGAUGGAUGGCAGCCUCGCUUGGUCAAGAAAGUUGUUGCUUGCUUCGUGAAUCAUGUCUUCUCCAUUGGCCCGAUUUAUGCUUUCGGGGUUUUCCUGCCAUUCAUCAAGGCCGAUUUGGGCAUUUCUCUAUCAGAGGUGUCGGCCAUUGGUAGCACAAUGAACACUGCACAGUGGGCUGGUGGAUUUUUGGCUGGUCUCGCCAUUCCGCACAGAACCAGCCACUCUUCGGUGGCCCUUUUUGGUGCUGUGGGAGCUUUCCUUGGUCUUGCUUCACUGUCGAUUAUCCAGAAUCCCAAUGUGGCUCAUCCGGCGGCGCUUCUGGCAGGUUUGUGUUUGGGUUCCUCCAACUUGGCUGGUUUGGUUGCGCUCAACGCCACGGUGUCUGCGAAGAAACGGGCCACCUGUGUCGGUUUGGCAUCCUGUGGCACAAGUGUGGGCACCAUUCUCCUGCCGCACUUCUAUACGUUGCUUACAGAAGCGAUGGGUUGGAGAUGGGCGAUGCGGAUCAAUGCGGCCGCAUCUUGCCUUUUCCUCGCGGCUGCUGCACCCUUUUUUCGUGUGCAACAGGAAGCGAAAACUGAAGUGGAUUCAUGCAUCAAGGAGUCCGAUGCUAAACCCAAGAGGUGUGUGGUGCUAAAUCUUUGA